Oncorhynchus masou masou (cherry salmon) is the source of this 4225-nucleotide messenger RNA. Its product is annotated as carbonic anhydrase 4-like. Gene Ontology annotation, cellular component: plasma membrane. Gene Ontology annotation, molecular function: carbonate dehydratase activity; zinc ion binding. Gene Ontology annotation, biological process: one-carbon metabolic process. The transcript has 8 exons. NCBI's taxonomy places the organism in Eukaryota, Metazoa, Chordata, Actinopteri, Salmoniformes, Salmonidae. The record is from RefSeq and is a predicted model, not a curated record. The coding region runs from base 220 to 1143 and encodes 307 amino acids.
AUACAAUUGUUUGAUUAGAAAAGAUGUUAUCGGUUGGGGAUGUUCAAUAGAAGUAAUAUCCGAAAGGGGAGGGGCCAGGGGUAGGCUGUUUCUUUCCUGUUGAGUAGGAUGAUAGAUAAGUAUAAGACCCUCUUGGAAGAAGAAUGCGAUCACAUUGAAAAAUAAAUAACUCAUUGUGUUGCCCUGCGCCGCUCGAACCUGACAGAGACGCUCUCCAAAAUGCAGCAACAUCUUAUCCUAUCUAUUUUUCUGGCAUUCUUUUUAAAAAUCUGCACCGGUGCAGAUUGGUGCUACCAGUCCCAACAUACCUGUGACACCCCUUGUAAUGGACCUGAGAAGUGGGAUCAUGUUAACAGAGUCUGUGCCGGCGAUAACCAAUCCCCCAUCAACAUCGUCCACAGGAAGACCGUACCAGACAAACGCCUCACACCCUUCCAGUUUAAACAGUACCAGGAUUCCUUCCAAGGCCCGAUCAAAAACAAUGGACACUCUGUGCAGGUGAACGUGCCUCACGAUGCCUAUGUGAUUGGUGGAGACCUGGAGACGCCUUAUAAAGCAGUGCAGUUCCACCUGCACUGGGGCGGGAACGGAGGACCAGGGUCAGAACACACCAUCGACGGAGAGCAGUACCCCAUGGAGCUGCAUAUUGUUCACAUGAAACAGCAGCACUCAAACUUGGGAGAUGCCUUGAAAGAUCCAUCCGGAGUUGCAGUCCUGGGAUUUUUCUACGAGGAAUCUCUCAGUGAAAACCGAAAAUAUGACCCCAUUGUAAAAGCUCUCCAGAGCAUCAAGACGACUCAUGCUCAAGCCACUCUGAGUGCUGUGUCUCUGGAGCAGCUGAUUCCUCCCCAGCAGAACCUGACCAACUACUACCGUUACAAAGGCUCCCUCACCACCCCCAACUGCACUGAGUCUGUGGUCUGGACCGUGUUUGAGAAGCCCAUUCCUCUCAGCAAAAACCAGCUGCGUAAGUUUUCAGAACUCCAGUUUAAGGACGGCAAGGCCAUGGUGGAUACCUUCCGGCCGGUGCAGCCCUUGAACCGCCGCGUAGUGUACCGGUCUGGAGGCGCAGUGGCACUGGCUAGCGCCGCGCUCCUCGUGGCUUCCGUCGCCAUGGCGAUGGGACUGUCACAGCCCAACUAGAGGAAGGCCGAGCGAGCCGCACCACCACCACCACCACCAGCAUGAACACCAUGAGUUCUCAGAACCAACCGCCAAAAUCAACGAACUAAACUAAACUACUGCAUCAAUCAACCAACAUCCAUGCCCUAAACUCUCAGCCUGAAAACCAACAUGCCCCAGACCCCUUAAUUCCUUCUCAAACUUUAGUAUUAGAGCUCUCGAGUUCACAAGUUCUACAGUUCAUAAGUUCAACAUCCCUCCCUGUUCAAUGUCGGGUCAAUUUAGAGUCCUCAGUCUAAAGUUACAAUACAAAAUGUGAGGACACCUCUGCUCUGUGUUCAGGUGGUCGGCCUGCUGCUAUAGGCUAAACAUAGAGGCCUAUACAUCCAUGACCUGAUUGGCACUGGACUGGCAAGUGAUCAUGUUCUUGAAUGGAACGUGUGGAUGGUGGCUAGUCACUAUUAAUAGCUAGCAGUCAUAAAUACUUUCCAGUCUCCAGAUUAAAACCGAGGAGAGGAGAGAAAUGCCAUGGCCUGAUCUUUCCCUCUGCGUUGCCAAGUCCAUGAACUCCCGUUAUCACAACCACCGUCACCGGUUAGGUGAGCAUUCUAUUGCCACCCACCACGGGCCCCGGGGCAACAUUAUCUAAGGGGUAAGGAGGACAGAGGUCCCCAUAGCAACACAUGAAUCACUCACCCAGGGCCCAGGGGUAACUAAAAGAUAUGUGAAUCACUCACCCAGGGCCCAGGGGUAACUAAAAGAUAUGUGAAUCACUCACCCAGGGCCCAGGGGUAACUACAAGAUACGUGAAUCAUUCACCCAGGGCCCAGGGGGUAACUAAAAGAUAUGUGAAUCACUCACCCAGGGCCCAGGGGUAACUACAAGAUACGUGAAUCAUUCACCCAGGGCCCAGGGGGUAACUAAAAGAUACGUGAAUCAUUCACCCAGGGCCCAGGGGUAACUACAAGAUACGUGAAUCAUUCACCCAGGGCCCAGGGGUAACUAAAAGAUACGUGAAUCACUCACCCAGGGCCCAGGGGUAACUAAAAGAUAUGUGAAUCACUCACCCAGUGCCCAGGGGUAACUAAAGGAUAUGUGAAUCACUCACCCAGGGCCCAGGGGUAACUAAAAGAUAUGUGAAUCACUCACCCAGGGCCCAGGGGUAACUAAAGAUAUGUGAAUCAUUCACCCAGGGCCCAGGGGUAACUACAAGAUACGUGAAUCACUCACCCAGGGCCCAGGGGGUAACUACAAGAUACGUGAAUCACUCACCCAGGGCCCAGGGGGUAACUAAAAGAUACGUGAAUCACUCACCCAGGGCCCAGGGGUAACUAAAAGAUAUGUGAAUCACUCACCCAGGGCCCAGGGGGUAACUACAAGAUACGUGAAUCACUCACCCAGGGCCCAGGGGUAACUAAAAGAUACGUGAAUCACUCACCCAGGGCCCAGGGGUAACUAAAAGAUAUGUGAAUCACUCACCCAGGGCCCAGGGGUAACUAAAAGAUAUGUGAAUCACUCACCCAGUGCCCAGGGGUAACUAAAAGAUACGUGAAUCACUCACCCAGGGCCCAGGGGUAACUAAAAGACACAGGCUGACCCACGUGAAUCACUCACCCAGGGCCCAGGGGUAACUACAAGAUACGUGAAUCACUCACCCAGGGCCCAGGGGUAACUAAAAGAUAUGUGAAUCACUCACCCAGGGCCCAGGGGUAACUAAAAGACACAGGCUGACCCACGAGGAACACAACACACCAUAGUGAGUGUUAAAGUGUUUAAGAGGCUGGACUGUCCCUGUCCCGACUCCAUAUCCCUGUCCCUGUCCCGACUCCCUGUCCCUGUCCCGACUCCCUGUCCCUGUCUCUGUCCCGACUCCCUGUCCCGACUCCCGACUCCCUGUCACUGUCCCGACUCCCUGUCCCUUUCCCGACUCCCUGUCCCGACUCCCUGUCCCUGUCCCUGUCUCUGUCUCUGUCCCUGUCCCGACUCCCAAAUCCCCCCUAGUCACACAUGAGCUCCACCAGGAGGAAGAGGAGGUGGAGGAAGAUGAUGAUGAUGCGGAGUUGGAGUGAUGAGCUUUCCGGCUCCUUCCAAAACAUGCUCUGACAAUAGGUCAUGGGUCGAUUGACAGCGGCGAUUCUGAACACACAGAAGAAGACUAGAAGCUGAAAUGGGGAGUGGACACAGCGAAUAUUUAAAAUAACCAACUAAUUGAUUGAUAAAUAGACAGAUAGAUUAAUUGAUUGCUUGAUUGACAGAUUGAUUGAUACUUAUUUGACCAAUGUCAUUAUAGUUUUAUGACCAAUUAUCCAUAUCCAAAUGUUUAGCAUGGGAUCUGCAUGUUGUCUCUCUCUCUCUCUCUCUCAUGCUGUAACAGAGCAAGAGAACCAUAAGAGACUGUACACACUUUCUACCAAGCCACUUCCGAAACUGAAUACUUCUCCACCAGCUCGGCCAAUUAAACUGUCCCGUUUGAGAACACGUGACUUGUGUUCACGGCUUAUAUUGUGGGGUCUUGAAUGCACUGAAUGUUACCUACUGUGAAUUAUUUACUCCAAUAUGAUCAAGACAAGACUGACGUACAGAUUGAACUAGGAAUAUUAAAUAUAUACAUGUUCCGUUGUUUCAUAGCGCACCAAUGUUAUAUUACAUUUAUAUACUGUGUAAUGUGUACACGUAUUUUGUGUACUGUAUGUGUAUUGAUAUAUAUAUAUAUAUAAGGACAUACUGUUGAUGUUAUUUAUAUACAGCUUGGUGUUUUAAAAGUUUAUAUAUAAUGAUUGUUUCUGCCUUGGCUAAGGCUCCCUUGAAAAAAAGAGACUCUGGGUCUCUCAAUGGGCUUUUCCUGGUUAAAUAAAAGUUCAAUAAAUAAACAACUAUAUAUAUAUAUUUCAGAAAGAAAACCAAUCCCCCCCCCCCAAAAGGGGAAAUGGAUUACAUUAGCAAGUUGUUUCUGACCAAUUCAAAAAUAUGUUUACUCUUGAAAUGAGAUAUGUUCAAAAGUAUUGAACGGUUUAGUUUGUUUGGUUGUAAUGCUUGAAAAUGUUAUACGUGAUAUGGAGAAUGAGACCAGUUUUAAUAAACUACUGACAUGCCUUUUUUUUAA